GCAGGGACUAUGUAGGCGCCUCGCCCGCGGCCGCCGCCGCCAUGCAUUGUGGGGCAGCGGCAGCAGAUCCAAGAUGGCGGCCAGCAGGAGGCUGAUGAAGGAGCUUGAAGAAAUCCGCAAAUGUGGAAUGAAGAACUUCCGUAAUAUCCAAGUUGAUGAAGCUAACUUAUUGACCUGGCAAGGGCUUAUUGUUCCUGACAAUCCUCCAUAUGAUAAGGGUGCGUUCAGAAUCGAAAUCAACUUUCCAGCAGAAUAUCCAUUCAAACCUCCUAAGAUCACAUUUAAAACAAAGAUCUAUCACCCUAACAUUGAUGAAAAGGGUCAGGUUUGUCUGCCAGUAAUUAGUGCUGAAAACUGGAAGCCAGCCACCAAAACUGAUCAAGUAAUCCAGUCCCUCAUUGCACUGGUGAACGAUCCCCAGCCCGAGCACCCACUUCGGGCCGACCUAGCCGAAGAAUACUCUAAGGACCGUAAAAAAUUCUGUAAGAACGCUGAAGAGUUUACAAAGAAAUAUGGUGAAAAGCGACCAGUGGACUAAGCUCUGGCACAGUUGAUGUCAGCAGUGUGUGAUAGAAGAUCUGGAGCAGUGCAUUUCAGACACCCCACAAAAGCAGGACUCUCUGGAAAAUUGACAAGUGCCACCUUUCGGUGUUAACUUGUGGCUGUUACUAACUUUCUACAGUUUCUUAAUCAAAAGUGGUCUAGGCAACCUCUAAAGAAAGGAUUAAAAAUUUAAGAUGUUCUAGUUCUGCUUUCUUUGUUUAAAAUCACUGCUUCAAUAUACUUUAAAUGAUGCUGUUUCUUUUUUUUUCUUGUCAGAAUUUAUGAAAAAUAUCCUAGACUUAUAAUCUGCCCUUAAAAGUUCAGAAGGUUGUGGCUGUUAUUUCUUAUUUUCCCCUGCCAUUCCUUUUUUUUUUCGUUUAAUUUUUUUCUCCUCCCUUCCCCAUCCCUCCCCUCAAAAAAAGAAAAGAAAACACACCAUCACAUUGAUGUCUUAGCGAAAUUAUAUUGUUUGUCCUGGCAAAGAGAAGAAAGUUGAAUGUUUGGCAGUUUGCUUCUUUUAUUUCCCUCUCUUAAAUGUUGCACUGCGCUUUGUGAAACUUGGUCCCAGGUUUCUCUUACCCUCAGUUUGUAACAUAAUAAAAAUCACCACAUGUACACUGCAAAAUAAUCAGAACCAAACCCAGAUCUUAUGUAAAUUUGGCUGAUGUUACCACAAUAAUGUUUAUUAAAUGGGGAACUCCAAGCUUCUGUGUGCACGAGUGAAUUAAAAUAUGAUGUCCUGCCUUUUGGAAAGUCUGACACAGGAUUUUCUGUAGCAAAAGAAUAGUGGGAUGUGAUUUUUAUUUUAUUUUUCACUUUUAUUCUUAAUAUCUAUGCAGACUACCUAUUAGAAAGAAUCGCUGAGAACAGUGUUGCAAACUAGCUUGGAAUAAUUUCAGAUUAGGGACCAAGAGGUACCAAAGUUGUUUAAAAACAAAACAAAACUUGAGACCUCCCCUGUCCCAACCCCUCUGUGGGGUGGAUCUUUAGAGGGAGUGCUUCUUGCAAUCUUAAUAUUUAAGUGGUAAAAAACUGAGUGCUUCUUCACAUCAUAUUACUUCUCUGCUAUGGAAUGGUCAAUGGAACCUUCCCCAAAUAUUGGCUUGUCUGAUUCUGUUGCUUCCUGCAGUGCAAAAUUCCCAAUAAGCAAUAAGUGGCCGGUAGUUGGAGACAGAAGCUACUCUCAUUCUUAGAACAGCUCAUUGAUUUAAUAAUCUUUCUGGGGACAAAAAUUAUUUGUUUCCCUCCUCUCUUUAAUCCCAAUCAUUCCCCUCUUCUCUUUUAGAAUGGAUCCCAUCCUUUCUGUUUGUUUUUAAUAUUUUAGAACACAUGAAAAAAAAACGAUCUAGCCAGGUGACCAAAGGUGACUUCCAAGCCGCUAAGUCUGAAUGCCUGGUUUACGCAUUUCUCUCCCUUCCCAGUGAUCUCUUAGCACAGAGUAGGAAGUGCAUAUCAUUUCCGUUUUGUGGGAACUUGCAUUAGUGGAUCCUGGUGCAGCCAGGCAUUCAGGAGUUGGUCAGUCUUUGCCACUGCAGCCGUUCAGAGCGAGUGUGUGUAAGGAGAGUAGUAGAGUAACCUGUUUUCUGUAUAUCCUCUCUCCUUUCCUCCCUACUUCCAACUUUGAUUUAAAAACUUUAAAAGAUUGACAGCCAAGUACCUCUGUUGAAAAGUUUUUUAAAAAUUCUUUAUAAGUUUGGGUAUGAAGCAUCUCUGUUUUUAAGUGUUCUUAGACAAAUUCUUUGGUAGGCCAUUAAAGUAAAAAAAAGAAACUACCUUUACUUACGGACACUUGCCAUUUCCUAAGUGUGUGUGUUCAGGCUUGGUGAUCAGCACUGUCUUAUUACCAAAAUUUCCACGAUUUUUGUGUCUUCAUUUGCAAAAAGUUGGUACUGACUUUGUUUCAUUCACGCUCACGCAGAUUCAAAAUAAACAUAAAAUGCCAAAUUU
Eublepharis macularius is the source of this 2490-nucleotide messenger RNA. It is a transcript of the gene UBE2L3, whose product is annotated as ubiquitin conjugating enzyme E2 L3. The record is from RefSeq and is a predicted model, not a curated record. The transcript is spliced from 4 exons. The coding region runs from base 74 to 538 and encodes 154 amino acids. Lineage: Eukaryota; Metazoa; Chordata; Lepidosauria; Squamata; Eublepharidae.